This is a messenger RNA of Stylophora pistillata, 3198 nucleotides long. RefSeq lists its product as uncharacterized. Lineage: Eukaryota; Metazoa; Cnidaria; Anthozoa; Scleractinia; Pocilloporidae. Gene Ontology annotation, molecular function: scavenger receptor activity. The record is from RefSeq and is a predicted model, not a curated record. Gene Ontology annotation, cellular component: membrane; cytoplasm.
CUGCAUUGAAAGAAGGGGUUAGGGUUUAUCAUUUGAUACCGUGGGAAUUAAUAUUACAAAAGCAUUUCGGAGCGAAAUCAUACCAUUUAUUCCUUGAACAGACAGCUGCGGAUUGAAAAGUUUUCAAAAGCCAUUGCCGAGGACACGUGCAUUGGUUAUAUUUACUCUGAUCUGUCAGAAGUGCAGGUGAUCAUAUAAGGUAUACAUUCACGUUCGCUUUGAUAUUAGUAGGAGCUGUGCAAAAGCGCUGACGAUUCGCCGUGUUCAGUAACUGCACGAAACUCGCUCUAAUCUGACAUAACUCUCUCCCUUGUCGCUACCGAGGAAAGUCAACGUAUUUCCACAGAUUAAGGAAACAAGAGCUAACCAUGUGCAGUAAGAAAGUGGCCGGAGUGGCGCUGUUCACAGCAGGCCUCAUCUUGGUAAUACUUGGUGUUGUCUUUGGACUCCUGCUACCAAGUGCAGCUCAGAAGAAAAUUGAGGAAUCAGUUUGUGUGAACAGCAAGGACAGCCCAGGAUAUGGACGAUGGGAGGGUCCCAGUCUCUACAGAACGAGAGUCUAUUACUGGAAUAUCACCAACAAGGAUGAAUUCUUUUACCGGGGAGAAAAACCAAAGCUUCGACAAGCAGGUCCUUAUGUCUACAGUAUAACAUCAAAGCGGGUUGACGUGAAGUUCGAAGACGCAAAAGUUACAAGCAAACCAUUCGAGAAGGCUGAAUUCAACAAGAAACUUACCAAAGAAGAAUGUCCAACAUGUGGCGAAGACGAUAAGCUGACUGUAUUGAAUGCAGGCUACCUAGCCCAAGGAAAAGUUCUGAGCCAGGCUAUUAUACCCCUUAUGAUGAACAUAUUGUUUGAAAGACUUAAGAGAGAUCGGAAUGAAACCUCUAUUCUCCGCCAAAUGGGACAAGCUGACAAUCAGCUAAACUUAACCUACCCAUCGAAUGCUUUUGGUUCCUGGAUCCAUUCCCUCCAACAUUUUGAGUCUCUACGAAAAACUUACUCUUUGGCAGAGAUGAAUGGCCUAUACGGUGCACUGCUGAACACUUCGAAAUUCGGGCCAUUCACUAACCCACCACUUCUAGCAAAAUGCCUCGGUGGCAAUUUGAGUGUACAGUGUGGUCUUGCUAUAAACUUGAACUUUCAACCGAAGCAACCUCAAGCUGCAAAAUUCAUACAAGAAAUAUUGUGUCCUAAUACGAAAUUAGCUUGCUUCAACACCUCAAAAAAUGGCACAUACAAAGCUCUACGUGCGUUCACCCUUGAACUCUCUAAAGCUGGCCUGUCUUUCCUGACGCAACACAACUUUGGGGCCACGACCACUAGAAACCAGAGUGACUUGUCAAUUGGAUAUAAAUUACAUUUACCCGGAGACCCAGACGGAAUACCAAUCCCGGGGAGCGUAACCUCACAUGCCAAUGAAACUGAAGCUAGGAAGAAGGCAACUAGCAGUACAUUCCACACCUGUGAAUCCACAGGAGACAGAUUUGCGUUUGCAGCGGUAGGCGGCGAAAGCACAGUUAGCAUCAAUCUAUAUCCAAAUGCAUCAAAAGAACAGCUCAAGGUUCGUGGUUACUACAAUCAAUUUCCUGGACGGAAAAGUUUGAAAGCUUGCUCUACCAAGUACGCUCCAACGGAAAACAGCUAUGAGAUUUUCAUAACUUAUUUCCGUUUUGCCAUUCCCGUCAAGUACAAAGAAGACUUCGAAAUACACGGGAUUCCAAUGCACAAAUACUCACUGGACGAGGCGGCAGUUGAAGUGAAUAACGUGACGGUGUUCACCAAAGGUGUUUUUGAUGUCAGCCGGGUUUUGAAAGGUCCUUUCUACGCCAGCCUACCCGGAUUUCUUUAUGGAGAAGAGUCUCUCCACGUGGAUCUGGACCAUGAUAAACCUACGGUAGACAAGCAUGAGUCCCUGCUGAGUAUUGAGCCGAUAUCUGGGACAGCCAUGCAACUUAAACUUCGUAUCCAACUAAAUGGAAUACUUUCAAGUGACUUGUCAGCUCCCGGCUCAAAUAUGACAUUUGUCGACAAAUUGAUUCCUAUAUCGUGGACAGAAAUAGAAGCAACCAUUGAUGCAGACACGGCUAAGGAAUACAGCUCACAGGUGUUCGGAGGCCUGCGAAUGUCAUGUGGUUUACUCGUGUCUUUGCCUGUGAUUGGUGGGAUCCUUGUCAUUGUGGGUGUGAUUUUAAUUGUCUUGGCUGUCAAGAAACCUGGCUCUGUGACUGUAGCGUAAGCUUUCCGUUUGAGGAAUGCAAAUUAAUAGUGUAAGAACUUCACAUGUAAUAUUCACACAGGACAGUUCUCUCCAAGUUAACUUAUAAGCUACCAUGAAAUUUUACUGUUACUCGACACAUCUUUUAUUUUCUAAUACUUUUACGACUGGGCCGUUAAAAGCACAUUUCAAAAUAAACAAGCAACUUUCUCUUAAGUAUAUAUUGCAUUUGUAGCACCAAGUACUACAAUUUUUAUCUCAAGAGUCUAAUUUGACAAACCAAAUAUGAGAAGGUGCUAAGAGUAUUACUUUCUCAUCGUUAUGUUCCGUCUAACGCCAAAUGCGGCGAUCAAUUCGAAGCUUCAACAUCCCCCCUUUGGCAACUCACGAGCAAUGUGAACCUUGCCUGGCCGGGGUGGGGAAUCUGAACUGGAAGUUUCAAGUCUUUCCAGUAAAAUAUAAGUGUUAUAUCUUUUAAUAUGGAAGUGUUUAAGGUAAAUAGUUCACUUUUGCAAGCGAAUGGCUUAGAAGAAAAGGUCUACAAGGUCUUGGUUUUAAAGCUUUUUCAAAGUUUAGAAAGUGACGAUUGCUGAUUAUGGCCCCGGGGGGAGAAGCAAGUAUUUGAACAAACUAACUUUCAAUUUUCAAAAGUUCAAAUGCCAGGGGGGUGUAGAUAUAGAUCACAGCCCUUUUUUGCAUCAUUAGACGCCGCGAGGGAAAGUUCAAGUAUGGGUAUGAGAAAACGAUGUUUCGACGGUUAUCAUGUAGAAGGCGCAUUUUUGUCUUAAAAAUCCGGGAAAAAAAGCGGGAAACUGACUAAAAAAAGUUUGUUUAUGACGAUAAUGAAAAGAGAAGCUGGAUAUUUAUAUAAGAAAACGUAGAAUUUUCAUCCUACUAGUUUUGACUCGUUUUAACUCAGAACUUUUUUCAUAAAAUAUUACUACUUAAAUUAAAAAUAAAGUGUGUUAUUUCCAAACCA